Molecule: messenger RNA, 441 nt
Organism: Staurois parvus
Lineage: Eukaryota; Metazoa; Chordata; Amphibia; Anura; Ranidae
Source: the annotation of a GenBank genome assembly
AUGAUCUUCUAUUUCUCAUUUGUCUUGUCUCAGGAAGACCCUUUGCAAAGAGAAGGCCAUGUACGCUGGGGCGAAGGUUUUGUUAUUGUUUAUGACAUCACUGACAGAGGAAGUUUUGAAGAUGUCAUGUAUUUCAAGAACUUGUUAGAUGAAGUAAAAAAGCCCAAGAAUGUUACUUUUAUUCUAGUGGGAAAUAAAGCAGACCUGACACAUUCACGGCAAGUAAGUACCGAAGAAGGAGAGAGACUGGCCGCAGAGCUGUCCUGCGCUUUUUAUGAAUGCUCUGCAUGUACUGGUGAAGGAAACAUCACUGAUGCUUUUUAUGAACUAUGCCGAGAAAUAAGACGUCGCAAGAUGAUUCAAGGAAAGACCAGGAGAAGAAGUUCUACGACUCAUGUCAAACAAGCUAUUAACAAAAUGCUAACUAAGAUUAGUAGCUGA